UCAUGAUGGAGUUGUCAGUUCAGUAAAACAGAAAGCCGCUUGUUUUCACCACAACCUGUGCCUGGGGUAUCUAGAAGCAAGGACAUAUUUUCGUUUCCAGUUCGGAAUAUAUUGGAGCAGCCUUGAAGAGUCAUUUGAACGAAGACAUUGGAACAGAAUGUAGUAAAUUAACAAGAAAUACAACGCUGUGCCGGCCAGCCUUCGGUGGUUCCAAUGCAAUUGAUGGAAGCUAGUAAUCGAUAUAAGAAAUAGUGCAAAUGUAGAAAGCAUGGUAACAUUGAUCAUUGUACCAAGAAAUUCAACAAAAACACAGAAAAAAACAGAGCCUCAGGUGAAAAUAGUUAAACAGAAGCAGCGCGCACCGUGGAGUGGGGAUUUGCACGGCGAGAAAAGGGCCCGAAAGUUCAGUCGAAGAAACUCCCAUUUUCACUUGUGGCAAUAUCUAUUGCACAUAAAACGAACGGAUAUCGAGCCGGAAAGUCACCCUCGGCCUAAGGUGGUUUUGUUUCCGUGUACCGCGCACUGCUGUAUCGCUCGGCCGGCACUAUGUCGGCCGACGCUGAAGAUGCAGACGACGAGCAGCAGCUGCUGCUCGAUCCGUUCUCACAGCUGGAGGAAGAUUUGCGAAACAUUAAAUCCGUGAUUCAUGUAACUCGGGAAAAUAUCGAUGCUCUAAAUGCGAAGUUCGCCGACUUCCAACAGCCACCGGCAUUGUAUUUGGAAGAGUACCAGGAGCUGACGUCAAAGCUGCAUGAUCUCGAAAUUAAAGAACAGGAUCUAUUGGAGAAGAAAAUGCAACUCCAAAACGAACAAUCGAGUGAACCAAGUGAACCUCCCGAUCCUGAAGAACGUGUAGAGGUCGAAAGUAUGUGUGGAACGCUAAGCAGGCAAUCGAAAAUGUUGCUUAGAGCGUUCUUGCCGAAUCAGCAGCGUACGUCGGUUCAAGUCAUACCCGGUAUGCGAUUGAAAGAUGCAUUAGCCAAAGCACUGAAACGUCGCAACCUGACCUGCGAGUUCUGCGAAGUAACAGCCGGGAACAGCGACUAUCCGAUACCCUGGGAGACAGACGUGAGCGCUUUAAAUUGUGAUGAAGUUUUUGUGCGUAUCCUGGAUAUCGGAUUCCCGACAUAUAUUUCACACCAGUUUAUUCGCAAAACGUUUUUCUCGCUGGCAUUCUGCGAGUGUUGUCGCCGUUUGUUGUUUACCGGAUUCUAUUGCAACCAGUGUAACUACCGGUUCCAUCAACGAUGUGUCGAUAAAGUGCCACCAAUAUGUAGUAAACGGCACAUGGACAGCACGUUCUACCAUGUUUUGUUGGCUAAUCCGGAAAGUACGGCCGGUAUCAUCAAUCCAGGCGCUGGCGGAUAUAGCACGAGUUUGCGACAUCCGCGAACACUCAAUCAGCAGGAUCGUUCCAACUCGGCACCCAACGUAUGCAUCAACAAUGUGAUAAAGCCGUUUUUUGGAGCGGACAAUCGAACUAUUAUCAGCAAUCGUCCGUUGCAGGCUCAAACGAAUCAAGAACACUCACAUUCCACGCAGGCAUCACCAACAAAUACGUUGAAUCACAGUAAGAGACCAAGAGCUCGAUCAGCAGACGAAAGCAAUAAGAAUCUGCUAUCUCCGCGGGAUUCGAAACAAUCGGAUGAAAAUUGGAACAUUCAAGCUGAAGAGAUCCUGAUUGGACAGCGAAUUGGUUCCGGUUCGUUUGGUACGGUGUAUAAAGCGCACUGGCACGGUCCGGUGGCAGUAAAAACACUGAACGUGAAAACGCCGAGCCCGGCGCAGCUUCAGGCGUUCAAGAACGAGGUCGCGAUGUUGAAGAAAACACGACACUGUAAUAUAUUGCUGUUUAUGGGAUGCGUGAGCAAGCCAUCACUAGCCAUCGUGACUCAGUGGUGCGAAGGUAGCAGUCUGUAUAAGCACAUUCACGUGAACGAAACUAAAUUUAAGCUGAACACGCUGAUCGAUAUAGCCCGACAGGCAGCUCAAGGAAUGGACUAUUUGCACGCAAAGAAUAUCAUCCACCGGGAUCUCAAGUCGAACAACAUAUUCCUUCAUGACGAUUUUUCCGUAAAGAUCGGUGAUUUUGGGCUAGCAACAGCCAAGGUACGAUGGUCGGGCUCCCAACAAUCCAACCAACCAACUGGAAGCAUCCUCUGGAUGGCCCCGGAGGUAAUUCGAAUGAAAGAUCAGAACCCUUACUCCUUCCAAAGUGACGUUUACGCUUUCGGAAUCGUGUUGUACGAGAUGCUGACCGAGCAGCUACCGUACAACCAUAUUAACAACAAGGAUCAGAUCUUGUUUAUGGUUGGGUGUGGUAAAUUGCGCCCGGAUCUCACAAAAGUACGAACAGAUUGCCCGCAAGCGUUGAAGCGCUGUGUCGAAGAUUGCAUCAAGUUUAGCCGCGAUGAGCGACCACUCUUUCGGCUGUUGUUGAACAUGCUGGAAAAUAUGUUGCGUACCAUGCCCAAAUUCCACCGCAGCGCUAGUGAACCGAACUUCACUCAAACACAGCUACAGAAUGACGAUUUUCUGUACAUGUGUUCCAGCCCAAAGACACCAGUAAAUUUCCAUAACUUUCAGUUUUACAACGGUGCAGGCAACUAUUGAAUGUUGUUACAGUCUACGCUCGAAUUUUCGGAUUCGAAUUUUGGAAUAGUAGAGAUUAUUUGGAACUGCAUUUGUACAUAAGCUUUACCGUUGUGUGAUUGUAGCCAAUGUUCGUUGGAGAUUCCAUGUUCGUUGAAAUAUCCGGUCGUUGGAAGGGAAACUGUCGAUGAUUUACCAAAUAUUUUUCAAACUCAUUCUGUUUUUAUUAAUAUGGAUUGACAAUAUUAUAUGUUGAUCGUGAGUAGAAGAGGCCAUUUGCAGGAUGCAGGACGUUUACGGUGCUGUAAGAAAAAUAAUAAUUCUUUACGUUAUGGAAGCCUUUUUCAGAAAACAAACACAUAUUUUAAUAGUGCUAGUGCUCUACUUAUCAGCUUCGAUCGAGAAUCUUAGCUCAAAAUUUGUAAAAUAAACCCGUCUACGUACGGUAUGCCAUUGCUGUCGAUGCUUCUUGAAUUUAAACAGCACCGUAUGCGUUAAGGCAUUGCUUACUUCAUGAUUCUUCAUGGAAAUGGUUCUUUAUUCUUAUUCUGUUUUAUCAGCUGCUUUCUCGAUUGUUCUUUGCAUGCUAUUGUACCCUUGUGCAGUACCUCGUAACACACGAUUUCAUUAUCAACCGGUAACUUGUUUAUCUGCAUCAUUGUCCUAGUUUUGACAUAAUGCGGGCAAAUAGAAAAGGAGGUAACCCACUGAACUUAGUGAAAAAUAAUAUUUCAUAUUCAAAAAGAUUAAAACAUAUAACAUAUGUAACGAGUUGUGAAAUAUGAUUCACCUUCUGCUAAAUACAACCGUUAUUAGAGAGAGACAACUACCUUACGGGGGUUGUCGUGGCAAUGCAAUGAUUUCCAGGUUCGUUAGGCAUCAUAUUCAAACCUCACAAAACGGAAGCCAGAAAGAAGUAAUAGCUUUGACUAGACAAACAUUGUCGAUACGAAAGGUCUUCCUCCGAUAAGAAAAGUCUCCUGUGUAGCAUGUGGCCUGUACCAUGUGUUCAGAGGCUGAGAUUAAACAACAGUCUAGCCGUUUGAGUGUAGUUACUAUUUCUUUAUUGGCCAUAAACACUGCGUUAUGCAACGAAGGUAACGGCAAACGGCUAUUUACGUAAGUGCCCCGGUUUGGAACCGAAAUUUAUUUUGGUGUUUUAGAUGAGGACUGAAUUGGAUUGGUGUUUCAAAAUCAGAUUCAAUCUAGUACAUUUUUUUUGAGCUACACAAUUUUAUUUCAAUAUGCAACGAAUGGAGAGGCAAAACUAGUGGUAUGAAAGUAACCAAAAACUAAAAAAAAUUAAAUAUUUGUUUGUGGAGUAAUGUAAUAUAUCAAUGCACUUAGUUACUAGAUAUAUGCAUCAGAUGUUUUAUUAUUUUCUUGCAAACGAGUUUUAUCUGAAUUCGGCGCAAAUUUAAAGCGAGAGGCAGAAAAGCAGCAUCUUUGCAAAAUGUGGUUUGCAACCCACGGUUUAUGGUAACCUGAUCAUUGAUGUGUAUGCACGCAGCGUAAAAUCUAAAGGCCAACCACCUCGUUUAAGUUUUGGAAAAAGAUCACCGUUUAAUCAACCGCGGAUAGCCGAUACCCAUUCUGUUACCGCAAAGUAGGAGGUUACUGCUGCAGGGCAAUAACUGGAAGGAGAAAGUCAAAUUGCAAUCUUCUAUUUAGUUUACAAAGCGUUGAUGAACUUUAAAUGUACAUAAUGUUAACGAUGUAUUUAAAAUCAGCAAAGUAAUUAAAGCUUUCUCGUGAUUAACAAAAGAUGAACCUCUGAUUGCAAAAACGUAAUGCUACUUACUACUUAAUAUAAACCUACUUGCUUCAGGCGACUGACAUUCGCACGCCAGUCGCUUGCGCCGACCGUGUAGAAAUAUGAAGCGGAGAAACUAUUCCGAAGGACUUGUCAUUGGAUUAUUAGAAUAUAUAAAAGGGCUAUAUUAUUAAUUUUACGAAAAGUAAAGUAAACCGGUGUAAAGUAUCGGUACAGUUAAAGGAAGCAAAGGCAAAAUGCAAGAGAAGAAUGGAAAGAAAUAACACAUAUUACAAUUUACCCCACUCUGAUGGCUCUAUGAGUAAGCAACUAUAUACAGGAUAGUGAAUGAGGCUACCUUCGUGAAUGUUAUGCGUUGGUCUUAACGGCCAUACACAGCACUAAGGUAGAUAGUGGACAUUAUGGAGUGAAUAAAGUGAAGCUAAACAAAAUAUCAACAUUUAUAAGUAUUAAACUAAUGCAGAAAAAACACCUCUUACGAGGACAAAAUGAUGCUACGAGCUGAACACAAACAUUCGUGCGAGAACAUAGGAUACUUAGGAGGGAAUUGUAAAUUCUCCCCAAAUGUGGAAGACGAUUUGAGACCAGAUAAUUACAUUAUGAAAGCAAAUGCAGCCAUGGACACAACAACAAAGGGAAAGAAAAAAAGUAUAUAUCUUUUUUCUUUGAUCUGAAACCUUAAGAAACACACAAGUAUCGAAAAAGUGAAUAAAAUAA
Molecule: messenger RNA, 5083 nt
Organism: Anopheles coustani
Lineage: Eukaryota; Metazoa; Arthropoda; Insecta; Diptera; Culicidae
Product: raf homolog serine/threonine-protein kinase Raf
Exons: 4
Coding region: 547-2613 (688 amino acids)
Biological process (GO): protein phosphorylation; signal transduction
Molecular function (GO): ATP binding; protein kinase activity
Source: RefSeq, a predicted model, not a curated record